AUGGAUGUUUCUGAUGAAGAAAUUCAUAGACUUUCACACUCCCAACUUCUCAAAUAUACUUUGUAUCUUCGAAAAGAUGUGCGAAAAAAUGGACAUUUGUAUUCUUUAGUGAGUUUCACAGGCAUUUGCGAAUUAGCUGUUAACAGAGUGGAAACCAGUAUGUUGUAGCUACUGAAAAUCUACUAGUUCCAUGAAAAAAAAAUUAAUUUUUUACAGAAAGGAAAGAAUGACAGAAACAAAAAAAUUCGGACACGUCGCCAAGAAACGAGAGAUUAUGGACAUGUUUAUGUAUGUUUAGCCAGGACUUUUCGUUUGAAUUCAUAUAUAAAAAUAUUUCAGCCUUAUUCGACAUCUUGGUUCGAUAUUCCUGAAGAAUUACGAGAAAUGGUAAUCGAUAAAAUUGAUCCCGAAACCGUUGCCCAAUUCAAACAAUGUUCAAAAUUGUGUGGCGAAGAAGCGAAAAGAUCAAAGAACUCAAUGUAUAAGAUCGAAGUAAAUUACACUGAAGAUGGAACACAUAUUUGUUUUUAUUUGACAAAUGAAAACCGGGAUUGUCCACAUUUUCGUUAUAGUUUCAGCGAAGACGAGGGAACUAUUUGUCACGAAAGAAUCAAUAUGGAAGGUUGGUCACAAAAUGGUUUCUCUUCUUUUAUGUACAAUAUUGAUGAAGAUGAGGAAGAGUAUACUGAACAUUCAUAUAUCAAUACAUUGAAAGAUGAAAAAUGGGAAAUUAAGGAAAAUGGAGAUAUGGAGAGUGCUGUUGCCAAAUAUUUGGAAAAGUUCCUCGAAGAAUAUCAAUAUUCUCUCAAAGCUUUGAAAAAUGAUGUAAGUUUGAAAAACGCCUUUUGGUAUUGAAUUUGAUCCUAUUGUAUUUUUCAGGCAAAGUUAGACAUGAAACAUUUGAAAAAUCUUCAACAUAUCGAAUUCGACAAUUGCGAUGUUUUGGAAAACGAUUUAAUGACAUUCGAUCAAAUCUUGAAAUGCAGAGAAACUGUCACGCUUCGAGAAACUAAAUUCUCUUUUGAUCAAAUUGUUCAACUCAAAGGAGAAGAUAUUAAUAUUGGAGGAAAAGAUUUGACAAAUGAACAAAUUAAAAUAUAUUUGAAAAUGUGGGAAAAUGGAGAAAUCGAUGAAAAUGUUAGAAGUAUUACGAUUGAUACAGAAAAAUUGAAGAUCUUAGACGACGAAUAUUACACAGAUGGAUUGUUGACAGUUAUUGAUGAUGAGGAACCAGCCAAAAAAAGAUAUCGGUAAUUUUCACAAUAUUUUUUUCAAAUGGAAAAUGUGGUAUUUCAUCUUACAUCUUACAGGAGCAAUACUUUCUCCUUCGAUAUGAAAGGUUCACGACAAGGUAAAAUCCAUGUUUGGUUGGCAGAUGGUAACAUGUCUAUUCGUUGGUUUUCUAGAUAAUUUAAAACAACUUGUUAAGUUCUAGAACAAGCUUGUUUUUGUUAAAAUGUUGUUUGUUUUUUUAUUGUUCACGAUUUUUCAAAUAAAUGUUUUUCUUAUCUCGUUUAUAAUUUUAUCAUUUUCAAAAUUCGUUCCACACGGUUUCUCAUAUUUGUUGUUUAAGAAUAAAUAAUUCUAGAAGUUUCUUGCACACGUUUGCCUGUAAUGUCUCGACCGUGAGUUUCAACCAUUCCCUCAUCUGAAAUCAUUUUUUUGUCGUUCAGAUUUUGCCCGAUUCGCCUGGUUCGUCAAGAAGGUGCAAUUAUUCAAGUAAGUCAGUGAGUGUUUUUUUUUUGUUGAAAACUCUUCAAAUAUUUAUAUCAUCGCUGAGUCACGAUAUAAUAUAAUUUAUCCAACAAAAUAAUAUUUUCAUCUUUCGCAACACUUUGUCUCCAAAAGAUAUUCCAGCCCACGCACGCACAAAAAUUGUCUUUUGUGUCCAAAAAAUCAGACUUUGUUAAAAUGUCGAAAAAUAUUAUUCCAGACAGGCGAUAUUCCGUGACUUCCCGACAAAAAAUACUCAUUUUGUUGAUUGUCCUUUUCCUAAUUCAAUUAUAUUCCGCCAAUAGUUGAAUAUGUUUCUGUCUGUCCUUUUUCAUAGCUGUCUGACUAUACAUUUUUGAAUUCAACAAAAAGUAGUUAUUUUUAGCUAGCUCCACCUACAUCAAAGAGAAAUUCGAGAUAACUUGUUGACAUUAAAAUUUGUGAAUUGUGGGUGUCAAACUUUUUUGGAAUUCUUUGUUCUAUCCAGAAAAAUUUCUGGUAUCAGAUGUGACGUAGAAACAGAAAUUUUGAGUUUCUAAUCUCCCGAUCUAACAUAUUUCUUUUUUUUUCGAAAAUGUAUUAUUUUGGAAUGGGAAAGAAAGUCUAGAUAAUUAUCGACAUGCUUCUUGAACUUUCUUCUGAGAAUUCGAGAGAAAAAUGUUGGAUUUUAUACGUUUCAAAAUUAUUACGAUUAUAAUAUAAAAUUCUGCUGGCUUCUGGAAUAAUUUGAGUUCAAAAGUGAGAAGUGAAAGAUCACUUUUGGACUCAAAAAAACUUGAAAUGACAUUUCGAAGAAGUGGUUUCCCAGAAAUAUGGAACUAUUUUCAUGAUGGUCACUUCGCAACCUUUUUUAAAUAAUAAAAUGUGUCCAGAAAUCUAAUCACCAGAGUAAAAUAAAACUAAGAGAGUUCAAAAUUGGCUUUCUGUGGAUCUCUAGAUGUUGGUCUCAAAUAAUUAGAUUCUUAAGGCGGGGCUCUGAUGAUUUUAGAAGUUUAGAAUUAAAAAUUUGGACUACAAUUUUCUUUUUUGGAAACCUCCGCGAAAAAUUUGUUUUCGCAGGACUCAAAAUGACUGAAAAAUUCUGAAAAUUUGAAGAAAAAAGGAAAACUUACCUGAGAAUCUCAAAAUAAAAUGAAAGUGAAAAAGUCUGAAUAUUUUCAUGAAAAAGUUCAUCUUGCUAAACAAAAAUAUUUCAUUUCUAUUUAAAUAUUCUUGUUCCGAACUACAGUACUCUUUUUAUAACUUCCGUAAAAGUUUGCACUUUUUCCAUGUUCUAUUUAUAUCUUUUAUAUUCAGCAACUGAAAAUGAAUAUAUCCCAUUUUUUUCCAUCUCCAUCAACAUCCAUUUUUUGCCGUCCCGUUUCUUUUUUCAUCCAUCCACCAAUCAAUUUGGCCAAGAGUAUCUAUCUAUCUUUCUAGAAAAAGUAUAUGCCUUUUUUUGUCUCUAGCCCCAACUUUUUUCUCUGUCACUCUCUAAUCUCUCAUUCCUCCUUUGAUGCGCGCGUCUCUUAUCGUCUCUCUUCUCUCUCCACACUCAAUACACUUCUUCUCCCCGUUUUUUUUGCGUUAGUUUUUUGUUUUGUUUUUUUUUGCUUUCUUUAUUCCUCUUUCCUUUUUCGUUGCGUUCGCUCGUUUUUUUUUUGGUUUUCAGCCAAACUUUUCAAACAAGGUCAUUUAUUUUUAAAUUAGAAAGAUUCUGAAUAAAAACAUUUCGCAUUAGAUUCAAAUAUCUCCAAAUAAUUAUCUUUUUUUCAUUUUGCGUCAAUGAGAUACAUUUUUUCCCACAAUUUUCUAUAAUAGCCUGUUUUUGGUCUUCUCUUUCCUUGAACUUUAUUCACCGUUUUUCCGAGAAAUACGAAAUUUUAUCUAGAACUUUGGAACUUGCUGAUAACUUUUUGUAGUCUGAAUUUUUGAUGACUUUAAAUUUUUGCGGGAGAAAAAAUGAACUAGGUUUUUUGAAAACGGUUUUGAACCAGGAAAUUGUGCCGGAAAUCAUCCGGUUUUACUUUAAAAUUUUUUAAAUAAUAAUAAUAUCUUUAACAGUUUUCAGGAUUUUUUCUGAAAUUCAAAAUUUUGAGACCUCACAAAAUUUCAUUUUUCACGAGUUUCAUCUUUCACAGAUCUGAAUUGAACGUUUUUCUCUUGAAAAAGUGUGGUUUAUUUUGGAAAAAGUCAUGUGUUCUGUUGAAAAAUCAGAUGAUUUUUAGUCAAGAGAUUUUCAGCGAAUUUUUUUGGGAAUUUUUAUUUUUCAGUAUGGUUUUCAAUUCUUCAUUUGAGUAUAAAAAUAUUUAAAACAAAAAAUUAUAGUUAGAACUUUAAGAAUAUUUUGGUAUGAAAUUAACAACGAUUUCUGAAUUCCAAUUAAGAUUGUUGAAGUGGAAAUUAAUUUGAAUAAGAUAAUUUUCAGACUAAAAAAUUCUCCCAUGAUUUCAAAAAUUUUCUAGUAUUAUUCAAAUCACAAGAUUUCAAAUGUUAAAAAUUCCAGCAUAAUCCGAUUUUCAAAUUCUGAAUUUUUAAAAUGUUAUCUUUCAAAAUCUAAAUAGCCUACAUACAGUAUCCCCAGUUAUUUAUUUAUUUAUGUUCGAAAAAACAGUGAACUUUGGCACAAAAAGUAAUCCGCAGAUUAAUUCUCAUUCAUUCAUUUUUUUUAUUCCAAAAAUAAUUUCAUCCAUAUAUAUUUUCUCUUUUUUUGUCUGCCUUUUUUGAACAAAAAAUGCUUGGUUUUUCAAAAAAAGAAGAGUUUAUUGUUUACUAUCACGUGAAACUUUUUUGUUCUUUCCUGAUAACAAGGCAACAAAUAAUUGAUUGAUGUUCGUUUCUGAACUUUUUCCUUUUCCCAAAAAAUGUUCAAUUUCUAUUCCUAUUUAUUUAUGUAAACAAAACACUGUGCUUCGCUUAUCUUUUCUUGUUUUUUUUUUUGCGAGAACAAAAACUUUGAUAGAAGAUAGAAAAUAAAAAUGGAAAAAAAAUUGUUUUUUCAGGUGUCACACACACCUCAACACACAAAACAAGAAGAAAAAUUCAAUCGAUAAUAUAAUAUCGAUGAAUUUUUGA
This is a messenger RNA of Caenorhabditis angaria, 4767 nucleotides long. NCBI's taxonomy places the organism in Eukaryota, Metazoa, Nematoda, Chromadorea, Rhabditida, Rhabditidae. The record is from the annotation of a GenBank genome assembly.